AUGGCGUCCAGCUACAACACGGAAGCAGAGGAUGACGAAACCAAUCAGGAAGACAUGCUCAGUGAACUUCCCGGUGACAUUUUGCUUUGUAUAUUGGAUAGGCUCGAACUGCGUGAUGCUGUGAGGACUAGUGCUCUUUCAAGGCGAUGGAGGCAUCUCCCUGGCCUCCUUUCUAAUAUCAUACUCAAUGUUGGGGCAUUUGAGCCCACAGAUAGUCUCAUGUUUACCCUGGAUGACGUCGAUGACAUUGUAUUAAGAAGCAACGCAGAUACGGUUGAAGAAACAAAAAAUAUUCUGGCACACAAGAGUACAUCUGUAAUCAAAUUAUUGAGUUUGGUAUUCUACUUGAGGGAAGGUUUCAUAGACAUUGCUCACUCCAUUAACGAUGCAAUGGCAAACAGAAGUAUUGUCAGCACGAAAUUUCAACUAUUAUCAGGAACGGAUCUGAGACAACGUAUGGGGGAUGACAAUCUCAUAUGUGGAAAAUGUUUGUUGUCAUUUUUCUAUACUUGUCCCCGUGCAUUUGGUUGCCUCGAGCACCUCGUCAUAAGCAAUGCGAGGUUUGGUGAUUCAGACAUCCCUAAUAUGCUUAGCACUUGCAAAAAACUUGAGUACCUCUCCCUAAUCAGGUGUGACUCUGGAUCUCAGCCAGUGUUGCAAUUGGAACACCCAACACUUAUUCAUCUGCGAUUUCCCUUGACUUGGAUUUGGAUUGAACCAGAACAUCCUAAACUAUUGGCUGCCAAUUUGCAAAAUUUGCGGUUUGCUAGUCUUACUAAAAUUCAUGAAGACUGUGAUCUAACUUGGACAUUUUUUCUUUUAGAAGCUGCACCUCUGUUGGAAGACCUGCACAUAAUAGGACGUGUGGGACCAUGA
Messenger RNA from Oryza brachyantha (malo sina), 876 nucleotides. Its product is annotated as putative F-box/FBD/LRR-repeat protein At5g56810. NCBI's taxonomy places the organism in Eukaryota, Viridiplantae, Streptophyta, Magnoliopsida, Poales, Poaceae. Gene Ontology annotation, molecular function: protein binding. Bases 1 to 876 code for a protein of 291 amino acids. The transcript is spliced from 5 exons. The record is from RefSeq and is a predicted model, not a curated record.